UUCCCUUGCUGACUCCAAGCUCACGGCCACAUCUCUGUGUCUGCACGUCGCUGUUUUUCCCCCCUCUCUCUCAGCUCAGCAGCAGCAGCAGCUGAAGUCUAUGUUCAUUGCUAACCUGAUCAACCCAGGAUGUGGCUUCUCUGUGUCGUCACACCCAGAUGUUUUUCCAGGCCACGCCCCCAUGGGGCUCUGAAACACUCGGAGAAGCAAUAACGGGGAAAGCUUAUUCUACUGUCACAAUGCAAUGGAAGGGUUAGAGAAACUACAUUUUUGUUAUUUCAUGGCACUCUAGAAGAUCAACGUUAAUUCUUACUUCAAGCAACAAGCUGCCAUACUUAGGAUUUUCUCUCCUUUCCCCCCUUCACUGGACUUUAAAUGCUUUUUCUCUUUAGUGACAAGCCGAGUGCAGUCUUCACGAACAGAGUGCAUUUAUGAUAGCAGCUUAUUCAGACCUCGCUUCUACAAAGGGAUCCUAAGAAACAGGAGGAGAAAAGUCUGCUUCUAUAAUUUUUUUAAAGGGGAAAAAGUGCAAUUUUUUGGAACACCUAUGAAAAAUGGCAACAGCAGCAUACGUGGAUCAUUUUGCAGCCGAGUGCCUUGUUUCUAUGUCCAGUCGUGCUAUUAUCCACAGUCCCAAAGGGGACGCAGAUCCCCGACCUGAUGCAGCAGCACCUCCUCCUCUCUCCAAUGGAGAAAAAAAGUGGGAAGUAAAAGAGACCGGGAAAGACAAUGGAUCGUCGCUCUUUGUGGUGGCCAGCAUUUUAGCAGAUCUCAACCAGCACGUCCCGAACUCCGCUGCCAUUCGGAUGGAAAAAAUAGACAGCAUCGAUAACAGGGAAAAACUAAGUCCUUUUCCUCCUCAAGAGUUUGGUGAGGAAAGUGUCUCCCCAGCCGACAAGCGUGGAGAAGGAAAAACAGCCACACCUACUAGCCUGGCUGCAGUAAGUGAGCCAAGCCCUAAACAAAGGAGCAGACGGGGAAGAAACCGGGCUGACCCUGAGUCACCCCAGAAAAAGCACAAAUGCCACUACGUGGGGUGUGAAAAAGUUUAUGGCAAAUCUUCCCAUCUCAAAGCUCAUCUAAGGACCCAUACAGGAGAGAGGCCUUUUGAAUGCAGCUGGCAAGAAUGCAACAAGAAGUUUGCCCGCUCUGAUGAGCUGGCUCGGCACUACCGUACUCACACUGGAGAGAAGAAGUUUGGCUGCCCGCUCUGUGAGAAGCGCUUCAUGCGCAGCGAUCAUCUGACGAAGCAUGCCCGUCGCCAUGCCAACUUCCACCCCAGUAUGCUCAAGAGGCGGAGUGGCAGCAACUCCAGAACAGGGUCUGUCAGUGACUAUAGCCGUUCGGACGCAUCGAGCCCUACCAUCAGCCCUGCCAGCUCCCCGUAAACCUACCUGCACUAGAUGUCAGCACUUUGCCUCUGACACUUCUUGUGGAGUUGAAUUUGUGUUGCACACGGUUUUAAAACUGUCGCUUGUUUUGUUAUGGUUUUUUUUAAUCAGUAAGUAGCUGCCUCUCAGUACAACUUCAAAACAAAAACUUCACCUCGUCAAACAGGUGGCUGGUCUAACCUCAUGGACAGAUGGAUCUUAAUAUCUCACUUAGUGACUCCUGCUGCCUCAAUAUUUCAACAUUUCAUGUUUUACAGCUAUACGCAGAUACUCUUGUUUUUAUACAUAUAUAUAUUAUAUAACCUAGAAAACCUUAAAACCCCAUCCGUAAUUCACCUCAGGUUUUCCAAGCAGUUCUGAGAGAUCGGAUUGCACAACACAAGCAAACCUACAGUUUUACAAUUCACUUGUGUUGAACUUUAUAUUCCCCCUCUUCUUUCUCAGGGAUGCUAUUUAUAUUACACAAUAAAUACAAUGAAGACAUACCUUUACCACAAUCUUACUUGGUAAAUAUAUUUGCACUCGGAAGCAUUUUGUUAAGAUUUUUUUUCUCACACACUGGGGGAAAACACAAACAAACUAGUACUGGAAGUUAGUGCCGGGCCCUUUUCUUGCUUUAUUUCAAUGACAUACUACCUUUUGAGGCUGCCCUCUUUUUCAUCCAGCUGCCCUUUGCUACAGAAAGCAAACAAUCCUUUUAUUUGUCACUGCAGAUGCUCCAAAAACCAGCUUCCUGUGGCAAAAAUCUUCCUGUCCAAGUUGGAUACAUUUUUCUGUGAAAAGAUUUCUUAACGAGAUGCCUUAAUCAAAUAAUCUAAACACAAGGAAACACAUUUACACUGGGUAACAGCAUUACUAGCAAGGGGGUAUGGAAUUUUGGAGGCAUUUUGUCGUCUCUCUCCCUAAGUUAUAAGCUCUCCCUUCACUGUCUAUAGAAUAUGGGACCAACAAAAUGUUAAAGCAAGCCACAUUGACUUGAACAACUUUCUUUCCCCUUUUUAUUCUUUUUAAAGAACUGAGAAAAUAUUGUAACUGAACCAGUGCCCAGCAAGGUACUUACCUACUGUACCUCUGAAUAUUAAGAUAAAGAAAUUGCUUAAGACAAGGUUUCUAUUCAUUGUUGCAUCAUAGCUAGUCAUGGAUAAAAGGAGACAUGUUUUUUUUAAAGUGUUACAAAAAUGGUGCUUUAGUUCAAAAAUAUUUCAUGCUUUUCUUUCACCCAUAGAGCAGCAUUUUAUAAAGCACUGUUCCCUACAUGUAUGAGACAUUGCAUAUUAAAAAGGGGAGUUUGAUUUUUUUAUUCAUUUUUAAUACUAGGCUACUUUAUCAGGUAUUUCUGUGCUUUACAAAUGGUAUAUCAUAUAGCAAAGGACCAGAGUACUGUGAUGUCACAGAAACCUCAUUGUCAGAAAAUAUACUUUGUUUGGAUUGGUUGGUUCAGAUGGUGCAUAUUAAAAAAAUCAGGUGCUUUUGGUUUUGGAUUUUUUCACAUUACUGUAAAGAAUACAUGCAGUCAAGUGUAGCACAGUAAAAAGACACUCAAUAUACCACAUCUGCUGUUUGAUAUAAAGUGAAUGCCUCCACAUUCCAAAGGAGUCUUGAUCCAUAUCUUACUUGCUGCUUUGCAUUCAUCCAAUUUUACUAGUUGUUAAAAAAAUUGUACUGUAUAUCAACUGUGAGAGGUUAUUACAUUAUAGAUUUGUAAGUAAUUUCAUAGGUACUUGCAUACCAUUUACAUUGUUGAUAAUACCAAAUGCUCUUUCAGUUGCAUGAUUGAUAACUACUUAAACAUAGGUUAAAGUGCAGAUAGUUCAGUAUUUUUCUGUAUAUUUGUUUCAAACUUCACCUUUAUAAAAACUUUUUUUUAUCGAAUUGUAAAACCACACAAGGCUGGGCAUUCUGUUGAAAAUGAUGGAUGGAAAAAGCCUUUAGAUAGAAGUCUGUUUAUUUUUUAACUUUUUUAACUUUUAACACUGUCAGUUUAGGGAAAGCCAUGUUCAUUUACUUCCCUAGUUACAACUGUUGUCAUCUGUACUGAUAAAAUACACAAUGUUGAUGUUUUGAUUCAGUUCAGGUAUCAGGAAUUCACUUAAUAGUUUUUGCAGCUCAUGAAAGUGCUUUUGUGCUGUAGUUAGUAAAGGGGCAAUAAAGGAAACCACCUGAUAAUUGUAUAGGGCAGUUAUGCCUAGGACACACACUUUUAAAACAGUUCCUUGGGUAUAAAAAUUACUUCUCUCAUCAUGAAUAAAUCUAACUAUAGGGAUAGUGAUACAGAAAAUAAAACCGAAGGGGAAAGGGUGAUUACAAAGUAUUCUUCAAAAAACAUGAUGGCUUUUAUGUUAUGGUUUCAAUUGGGUGGGUAUGCUUUAUUAUCUCCAAAGAGAACAUGAUUUUCUUUUUAGUUUUGUUGCAUAUGCAGAAUGCAAUUCCACUGCACUAUUUAGUACGUAGUGACACCGAUUUAAAAUAAAUGCAAGCUGACAGGGUAUAACUUUUCAGUAUGAAUUAAUGUAAUUCAGAUAGAGAUGUGGAUUAGUUUAUAAAUCAAAUGCUUAGACAGUCUCUGUCUGUCUAUAGUAAAAGUUUGUUCCUAUUGCUUUAGUAGCAAUGGAAGAGGAUAGUAAAAAUGUUCAGAAUAAAUUUUUCAAACAAACAAACUGUAUCUUUUAACUCCAUGUUCCCAAAAGGAUUUAGAUUCAUUCUGUAAAGUUAUAUAGAAGCAAAAAUAUGGAAUGCAAGCUGUUCUCAAUGAAAUUCCAACUCAACAAAGUCCUCUCAUGAGAAAAAAGCCAUGAGACCAAUUUUUAUUCUUAAUUUUGGGGAAGUAUAAAGAAAAUAAAACCUGCAUCAAACCUUCAAAACUUUUGAAUGUCUUCCACCUCAGAGAUAACAUUUUGUCAUGAAUAUUCAGAUGUCAUAUGUUAAGAAGUAGCUAUGGUUUCAAAACCUACAUAAAUGCUUUUUACUAAUGCCAGUUUAACAGCGACUCACACUAGUGCUUCUGUUAUUGGAUCAGCAAACCGAUUCAGAGAUAUAGUGAAGAAUCCCUUCCCCACAAUCGAGUCCAUUGCUUGUUUUAUAACUGAAUCUGAACAGCAGCACCUUUCUCUGGAUUCUCUUGGCUAACGAGACGGUCUGAGUUUUUCUAGCGAUUUUCCAGAAGCAGAAGUGGCAUCAGUAUCAUAAGACUCCAUUCUCAUGCCUCAAUUUUUGCAGAUUCAAGUAUUCUAGACUGUUCAGAUAAAGCAUUUGAAAUGGUGAUGCUUUUCCAAACUAUCCAACAUGCUGACUUAAAAACUGUCUCUCAUUAUUACACCCAAUACUGCACAUUCAAGCGAAAAAUUCUGCCCACUCUUCCGAGUCAAAUGCAUAUAUCUUUUCUUCCAAGCACAGAGACCCAGGCACUCAGCUGAUAUGGCUGGUCCUGAACAAUGAAAUUGCCUUGAGAUUUUAAUGUUUUGAUUUUACUCAAGAAUAAAUUCAUUAAUACAGGUUGAACCUCUAGUCUGGCACUCUCUGGUUCGGAAACAGCCAUAGUCUGGACUGAUUUUAGUUUGCCGAUUGUCCACUUAGCAUGGGUGUAGCCAAAUUUCCCAUGAACUUUAUUUACAGCCACAGUCCUGGCUCUCAGUGCUCUGUGGUGUUAAUUAGCUCUAAUUUACCCUUAAUUGUCCUCUAACAUCUCAGUAAGCAAUGGAAGUGUUGGGAAUGCUGCUAGACAAUAAUGACCUGCAAAUGGUCCAGCAAAUUGUCUGGUUCAGCACCAAUUAGGUUCACAGGGUGCCAGAUUAGAGAGAUUCUACCUCCAGCAGCAAGCAACAAAACCUUUAGGAUUUAUUUAUAGUUGUCCACAGUCCAGGUCCUAGCUCCUUUUGCACUUGUUAAACUGAAGUGCCGGCAUGUAUACUGAAAACAAUCAUUUAGUUUUUCUUGGAAAUUCUAAAGGUUGCCGUUCUCCUUUAAACACGCAUUAAACUAAACUUAAGUCUGAGUUAUAUUUAACUGUAAAUUACACACAGUUUGAUAUAAACUCUGCUUUAGAUUUGAUCAACAUUAAGAAGUUAAUUUUGUUGUCCAUCUGGAACUUGCAUGAUUUGAGGACAGUAAUGUGCUCCCUUCAUUUAUUUCUACUCAGAUACUUUUACAUAUACAAAUUAUUCUAGUCAACAGAAAAUUGCAAUAGGAUCCAUUGGACAUAGUUUAACUUCCUUUUGUCCAAAACCCAAAGUGCUUUAAUGGUCAUAAAACUUCAGUGUCCUGUUCUGCUUCCUAGAAAGGAAUCCAGUAUGUGACACACUAAGUAGCUGUGCUGUGUCGUAUGAGGUGCCCCCAUCCUUAAAGUCUGCAAACUAGUUCACUCCUAGUUUUUAGAGCAUUUAUUUGUUUACAUUGUGUAAUGGUAAAGGUAUAUAUUUAUAACAACAAAAGCCUAUGUUUGAUAGGAACACCUAAUUUCUGUAUGAAAUGACAUGUUUUCUAUAUGUACCCUACCUUCUUUACCAUGUUAUUACUUGCAAUAAAUUCUAGCCCUGCAACCUUCUGUACUGCUUUAAAACCUUGUAUUGAGAAGGUCAGUGCUCAAUGUUUUUAUAUGUUUUAUACAGCCUGUAUAAAAUCAGGUGUUGGAAACGGCCAUGUGAGUAGCUCACCAAGUCCUCAUUUAAUUUCAUCCCUGGCUUUCUUUGUACAGUCAGAGUAUCUGAUGUGAGUUUUGUACUGUGCGAAUUGUGUUAUGUUUCUGGGAACAUGGUUUAUGAACAAAGAAUAAGGAAAAUAGACUCUUUGUAUUUAAAGCUUGCCUUCUCAUAGUAACUUGCUUUGCUAAUUUCAACUAGUGAUGCCCACAAACGGACUUCCUGGUGCUCUGUUACUCCUGUAUUGCCUCAUGUUUGUAUAUAUAGAUGCUCAUGUGUAGAAUGACAAUGAGCAGUAUAAUGUCUUUCUAUAUUUUUUAAGCAUUGGGGAUGGCUAUAUAACCAACAGGUGGAAGAGUCCAUGACUGAGUAGUGUUUACCUCCCAAAAAGAAAAAAUAUAGAGUGCAAGAAACCAUAGUCGAGGGAAUGCCAACAGAGCAAUGCUAGGCAUCCAUUUUGUUACAACUAGUGAUGAGUCUGACCCCAAAUCCUUCAGACUUCAGGGGAGUUUGAAUCUCCACCUCAACCUUUGGGGCUUACUCCCAUCUUUAGUUACAAGUACAAUUAGUUGUGUAUGUACAUUGUGUGCGUGUGUGUAUCGCGUGUGUAAGCUUCUAUGCGCACACACAUUUAUAGACCUAUUUUUCACUUUUGGUGAAAUUUGAUGUUAUAAACAUCAUUUUUACCUGGACAGUUUUAUCAACAGCAUUUCAGUGCUUUCCUGGGUCACUUUUUACCUUUCUAAAUCACUACAUUGAAGUAUUACAGUUGUACAGUUAUAGGCUGAUCUAUUCUUGCUCUGCUGUAACUUUUUAUGUAUUUUGUACUGCAUAGAAUAUAUAUUGUAACAAUGUCCUAAGCAAAAAUAAAAUAAAAGAAAUAAAAUAAAAAACACAGUUGUAAAAUACCAUCUUAACUUGUAUGCAUGG
This is a messenger RNA of Pelodiscus sinensis (Chinese soft-shelled turtle), 6955 nucleotides long. It is a transcript of the gene KLF13, whose product is annotated as KLF transcription factor 13. NCBI's taxonomy places the organism in Eukaryota, Metazoa, Chordata, Testudines, Trionychidae. The record is from RefSeq and is a predicted model, not a curated record. Gene Ontology annotation, molecular function: DNA-binding transcription factor activity, RNA polymerase II-specific; RNA polymerase II cis-regulatory region sequence-specific DNA binding. Gene Ontology annotation, biological process: regulation of transcription by RNA polymerase II.